AUGUGUGGCAAGCGGUUGGUCCGCCCUGCACAGCGGCGCGCGCACACGCACGCGCACACCCCACCGCGCGCACCGGCCAUUCCUGGAGCCACACUGCCCCCUCGUGGCCGCAGGCGGCUCUACACCAGCUCGGUCUUCGCUCCGCCCCGGAGGAGCCCUCUCGUUGUCCGGUGUCCGGAGCAGAGCGCCCCGCUGGCGGGGACCCAGCAGCUGGUUCAGGAAACUGGGAUCGAUCCCAGCGGGCCUGAUGGUGCUGGGGGUGGGGGCCCCGGGGCGUCCUGGCUGCGAGUGCAGCUGGCGUCCCUGGGUGGGAUGGUGGCACUGACAGCCCAGCCACUGCGCCGCUCAGAGUGCGGGCGGAACCUCUGCGGGGGCCUGGGCAUCGCUGCCCGAAAGCCUUUCAUGCAGGAACGGGCACUCCCAGGCCCGCCUGCAUGCUGUCACGCUCGGCCCUGUGACAGCCCCACAGGGGAGACUAACUCCCGGAGGCCACGUCUGCAGCUGACCCCGGCCCCUGGCCAGCAGACCCGGCUUCAUGGAGGCAAAGAUACGAUGGAGGUGGUAGUGGAGCCCCAGCCAGACUCCCAAUCCCCUAUUAGCAAAGAGGGAGCCUGGGCCCGGCACCACGGCCACUCGCCCGCCUGGCCGCCUGGGAUGCCCACCCUGGCCUCUGCCAGGGGCUCAGUCCGCCUGCUCUUGGAGCUGCAGGAGCCCAGAGCUCAGAGGUGGGUGUCCUGGGGUGCAGAGACACAGAGCAAACAGGCUGGGCCCAACAUCUCAGAAAGUGCCUCAGCAGAGCCCCGGCCGUGUCCCCACUCCCAGCACGUGCACCCGGGGCCGCCCGGGUCCCAGCAGGUCUCAAUUGAGCCUGAGCCUGGCUCCUGGAAGAUCCAAGCUCCCACCCCUGGGAAGGCGUGGGCAGCCCUGGCGGCCCAGAAGAGCAACUGCUGUCAGUCUCCAGGGGAUGACGGAGCCCCCACACCGGGGCCCGAAUGGGGGCUUGGAGGCUCCGGACCCCGCAGCCUAGCCGAGCAGUCUCAGGCCCCCUUGAGGAGCAGGCUGGCCCCCAGAGAGAUGGCCGUGUGGAGCUCCCGGGAGCUGCUCCUGGUGCACUUCCUGGUCCUGGCUGCGGGUGGUACGGACCACAUCUACCGGCCAGGCCGAAGGGUGUGUGCCGUCAGGGUGCCAGAAAGUACAGUCUCCGAGUCCUUCGUGCAACGGUUGUACCAGCCUUUUCUCACCACCUGUGACGGGCACCGGGCCUGCAGCACCUACAGGACCAUAUACAGGACGGGCUAUCGCCGCAGCCCCGGGCCGGCCGUGGCCAGACUGCACUACGCCUGCUGUCCCGGCUGGAAGAGGACCAGCGGGCUCCCGGGGGCCUGUGCAGUAGCAAUAUGCCAGCCACCAUGCCAGAACGGAGGGAAGUGUGUCCUGCCAGGCCGAUGCCACUGCCCUGCCGGGUGGCAGGGGAAUACCUGCCAGACAGAUCUAGAUGAGUGCAGCUCUGGGCGAGACAGGUGUCCCCAGCACUGCGUCAACACUCUGGGCAGCUACUGGUGCCGGUGUUGGGAGGAGCACCACCCGUCUGCAGACGGGACAGUCUGCCUGCCCAUGGGAGAGCCCCCCACGGUGGCCCCCAGCCCCACACCAGGAGUGGACAGUGUGGUGGAGCAGGAAGUACGGAGCCUGCAGUCCAGGGUGGCCCUACUAGAGCAGAAGCUGCAGCAUGUGCUGGCCCCCCUGCACAGCCUGGCCUCACGGGCCCUGCAGCUCGGGCUUCCAGACCCAGGCAGCCUCCUGGUCCACUCGGUCCAGCAGUUGGAACGCAUCGACUCCCUGAGUGAGCAGGUCUCCUUCCUGGAGGAGCAGCUGGGGGCCUGCUCCUGUAAGAAGGAACUGUGA
This is a messenger RNA of Orycteropus afer afer, 1905 nucleotides long. The record is from RefSeq and is a predicted model, not a curated record. NCBI's taxonomy places the organism in Eukaryota, Metazoa, Chordata, Mammalia, Tubulidentata, Orycteropodidae.